Molecule: messenger RNA, 870 nt
Organism: Cantharellus anzutake
Lineage: Eukaryota; Fungi; Basidiomycota; Agaricomycetes; Cantharellales; Hydnaceae
Exons: 9
Coding region: 143-637 (164 amino acids)
Source: RefSeq, a predicted model, not a curated record
AUAUAUUUCAGACUCAGCAUGCGGUUUAUGCAUGGCAGAUGAGCGCUUAAUGCAUGACCCGUUCUCAUGCCUGUUUUCCAUCGCACGGACUUGGUGGUGGUGCUAGCGCCCAGCGCCGCUGCUCUCACUAUCAUGUGGCCAAAUGAAGUCCUGCAGGAAACCAACCGCUCUGUUCAGUGGUCUGGUGGCAUUCCACCAUACGAACUCGAUAUCAAUAGGUCCUUUACCCAACGAAAAGGCUGAACACCUAUAUUGGCAACGACCUUAUCUUGUACUGGUACAUAGAUGUGCCCCAGGGACGGUCAUUCAGUACAAUGUCACUGAUUCCGUCGGGACACACAUCAACAGCACGGCACUGACUGUUCAGCCCAACCCUCUCUUAUCUAGCGCCUCAUUGCUGUCGAUAAGUUCAACACAAUCCCUGGCUUCUGUGUCUUCAGUCAGCAUAAUUUCCACCAGCUCCACUGGUGCUCCUACCUCCACCCACUCAAACCCAUCAUCCACACUAUCUAGAACUUCCAACUCUCCAUCUCCGACACGAACAUCUUCGGGCGGACGCAGCAAUACUAGAAUAAUAGCCGGAGCUGUUGGGGUACCGUUGCUCUAUUGCUCAUUGGCCUUGCGGCUUUCUUCUUAAGACGACGAAGGAAAUAUUCCCAACAGACGGAGGAUACGGAAGAGCCGUAUACGGUUUAUCCCAGUGGUUACGCUCAAGUUGCCACCCAAAACGUUCCUUCGCCGGCCCAGAGCGCGCCACUGGACACCAUUUUGUCAGCGUACCACACUGAUGCUAUGGAUCCUUCAGGAGUCUCUGUCUUCCCAGGGACAGUAGGUAGUAUGAUGACCGCACCCACUAACGAGGAUGAAGAG